AUGAGAGACUGUGAGUGUCGCGCGGACACCCCCCACUAUAGCUCAAUGGGUCGCCGAGUUACACAAACCGCCACACCAGUCUCUAUGUGGCGGGCUGCACCUCGUACUGCACUAAACCAUGACCCACCAAUGUCCUCUGUUCACAUUAACGUCACAGACUCAUUACCUCGUUCGGUUUGUACGAAAAUGCUCACUUGUUCACAACCUUGUCAUCCUGGUUCGAUGCAUCGCAUCCUAUCUGCAGCGGAGAAACGAAGCCGCUACUUUCGCCGACUGUUGAAGUUCAAGCACAUGGAUUUUGAGUACGCUUUUUGGCAGAUGGCCCAACUAAUUUUUACUCCACAACGCCUGUUCCGGAAUUUCCAAUACCGUAAUUGUAUGUCUUUCAUUUGGCAGCAGGCGAUUUAUUGUCUUGUAGGUUCCAGACGCCAGUGGGCUCGUGACGACCCAGCAUUCCUCGUUUUGGUUUUCACUAUGUUCCUUGUAUCCAGCAUCAUUUUCGCGACUUUCACUCUCCACACUCUUGAACUCCGCAUCAAGUUUGUAUUGUGGGUGGCUUUCUUUGACUUCUUCGCGAUGGCACUGCUGGCUGCCACUUUCUUCUGGAUUGUCACCAAUCGAAUACUGAUUGAUCGAUCGGGGCGGUUCUCUUCGGACUUACUUUCGGAAGUUCCUGACACACAGUCCAACCAGGAUGUUGAAUGGGCGUAUGCUUUCGAUAUUCACUUAAACGCGGUCUUUCCAGCAGCGCUCGUCUAUCUUCUUCAAUUACCACUGUUCUACUUCAUCUUAUCUGACGGGCUUGCAGGACGCUUCGUUGGGAAUACUUGCUGGCUAAUCGCCGCGCUGUACUACAACUACAUCACUUUCCUGGGUUACAGUGCACUGCCCUUCCUCAAACGUGCCACCGUUUUGCUCUGGCCGAUGACCGCGUCUGUGUUGCUUUUCAUUAUCGCCACAUUCGUACUGCAGUGGAACUUCACGAACCCUCACACUCCGAUCGCCCAACGGUUGACCGUGACCGUGGCAUCAGCCUGGUAUGAGUGUCGUAACCACAGGGGGAUCAGCUUGACCCCGGUUGUAACGGGACUGUUGGAGUCAAUUGUGCUUCGUUGCAUUACGGUGGCUCGUGAGAUACUGACGCGAGAGCAACAAGCGGAAUUCCGGUCUGAUAAGGGUUGUGUUGACCAAAUCUUCACACUGCGUCAGGUGCUGGAACAACGGCAUACAUAUUAG
This is a messenger RNA of Opisthorchis viverrini, 1236 nucleotides long. RefSeq lists its product as hypothetical. Bases 1 to 1236 code for a protein of 411 amino acids. Gene Ontology annotation, cellular component: Golgi membrane. NCBI's taxonomy places the organism in Eukaryota, Metazoa, Platyhelminthes, Trematoda, Opisthorchiida, Opisthorchiidae. The record is from RefSeq and is a predicted model, not a curated record. The transcript is spliced from 7 exons.